Scylla paramamosain (green mud crab) is the source of this 661-nucleotide messenger RNA. RefSeq lists its product as uncharacterized. Bases 76 to 588 code for a protein of 170 amino acids. The transcript has 2 exons. Lineage: Eukaryota; Metazoa; Arthropoda; Malacostraca; Decapoda; Portunidae. The record is from RefSeq and is a predicted model, not a curated record.
CAACACUCCGCGACUGAGUAUAAGAGCCGCCGUUGGUGGUGAGGGGCAGCAGUUCCCGGCACGCACAGAUCCGCCAUGACCCUCCGCGUUCUCGUCGCCGCCCUCGUGGCCGUCCUUAUUUCCGUGGCUAGUGCCAUGCCCCAGCCGGAGGCCGAGCCAGGCUUCCGCGGCGGCUUUGGCCACGGCGGCUUCAGCGGAGGCUUUGUUGGCGGCUUCGGCGGCUACGGAGGACACCGCGGCAAGAGGAGCGCCGAGGCUGAUCCUGAGCCAGGCUUCCGCGGCGGCUUUGGCCACGGCGGUUUUGGACAUGGCGGCUUUGGCGGUGGUUUUGGCGGCGGCUUUGGAGGCUACGGAGGAUACCGCGGCAAGAGGAACGCCGAGGCUGACCCUGAGCCAGGCUUCCGCGGAGGCUUCGGCCAUGGCGGCUGCUGCGGUGGCUUUGGUGGCGGCUUUGGCGGCGGCUUCGGCGGCUACCGCGGCAAGAGGAGCGCUGAUCCUGAGCCAGGUUUCCGCGGCGGAUUUGGUGGCUUCCAUGGAGGCUUCGGUGGGUAUGGAGGAGGGUUCGGCGGCUUUGGUUACGGCAAGUGAAGGGAACUGUCCCGCGACAGCUGAGGCUGAGAUGUGUAGGUAUUAGUGACGAAAUAAACUGUGCACAGAACAA